CCACACACUCUGAUCUGCUGUGCCCUCCUCUGAGGCUAUUUUCCCCUGCAUUGACUUUGGGAAGCUCAUUCCCCGGUUGCUAGGGCAACCAAGGAUGAUAGCCCUCGGCAGGAGUUGGGGAAGCCUUAGGCUGCCUUUCAGCUCGUCACUGUGCAGCACGCCUGCUGACCUGCUGCUGGCUAGGAGGAGGAGCCAACUCUGCGGAGGAGCUUCUUCCGGCCCAGUGUGGGUCCUGCCUCCCCUCUGCCCCGCCAUGAGACAGAGCUCCAGCAUUAGAGCUACUGCUCCACUCUCCCUCUGCUGGCCUGUGCGCCGCUCUGACUCAAACUGCUCCAGUGAUAGCAGGAGCACAACCGAAAAGAUGUCAUCCUCUUCAUCCACCUCCUCCUCCUCCUCCACCACCAAUGGACAAGGAAAGCCUAAACCUAAAUCCCCGUUUCGCAAGAGGGGGAGUCUGCAGAGCACCACCAGCCCCGAUCUGUGUGGUGCAUCUGGGCCCAAGCCCCUCAAGCCCCAGCGAUCCCUACCGGGGACCCCCGUCUCUAUCACCCACCACGCAAUUGACCUGCGGACAUCCAUGGAAGAAAAGUACAAAGAGAUUGCGGAGGAGCUGUUCAGCCGCAGCAUGGCCGAAAGUGAGAUGCGAACUGCUCCUUACGAGUUUCCGGAGGACAGCCCCAUCGAGCAGCUGGAGGAGCGACGGCACCGUCUCGAGCGGCAGAUCAGCCAAGACAUUAAGCUUGAGCCAGAGAUCUUGCUCCGUGCCAAACAGGACUUCAUGAAAAUCGACAGUGCACCCGACCUAGAGUUAAUGAAAGAGAAGAGCGUGGAUAAUUUCGACAGUGGCUUCAGAGAGAGAGCACUGCCAAUCGAGCGGGAGUACCAGCGGGUCUCGAUAUCUGGCGAGGAAAAGUGUGGGGUGCCCUUCACUGACCUGUUAGAUGCUGCUAAGUGUGUGGUGAAGGCGUUAUUCAUCCGGGAGAAGUACAUAAAGCGAUCCAUGCAGACCUUUUGUAAGACCACAGCUCACGCCUUACAGGACCUCGGGAUGAAGCCCCUGGAUCUGAGAGUCUAUGAUGAUAUACCAGAGACGCCUGUAGAUGCCGAUGCCCCCGUCCACCCUCCUGUUUCAGAGACGCACCCCUAUGACAAUCAGGACCCCAAGAAUAUGCCAGCAGACACGGGAUAUGGAUGCAAGAUGGUGGAUGGAGUAGUUCAUGUCUACGUCAACAAAAACAACAUGGACAAAGGUACAGAACUGGACUUGCCAUAUCCUGACCUGAAGGAGUAUAUAGCAGACAUGAAUGUUAUGAUGUCCCUCAUCAUUAACGGGCCAGUGAAGUCGUUCUGCUACCGCCGCCUCCAGUACCUGAGCUCCAAGUUCCAGAUGCACAUUCUCCUGAAUGAGAUGAAGGAGCUCGCAGCCCAGAAGAAGGUUCCUCAUAGAGACUUCUACAACAUCCGAAAGGUGGACACGCACAUACAUGCAUCGUCCUGCAUGAACCAGAAGCACCUGCUGCGAUUCAUCAAGAGAGCCAUGAAGAAGUACCCCGGGGAGAUUGUUCAUAUCGAGCACGGCCAGGGUCAGACCCUCAAGGACGUGUUUGAGACAAUGAACCUGACGGCCUUCGACCUGAGCGUCGACACUCUCGACAUGCAUGCGGACCGAAACACAUUCCAUCGGUUCGACAAGUUUAAUGCCAAAUACAACCCCAUUGGAGAAUCCAUCCUCAGAGAGAUCUUCAUCAAGACUGACAACCACAUUGAAGGAAAAUACUUUGCACACAUAGUCAAGGAGGUGAUGUUUGACUUGGAAGAGAGCAAGUACCAGAACUCAGAGCUACGCCUGUCUAUCUACGGCCGCUCCCGGGACGAAUGGGACAAGCUGGCUCAGUGGGCCGUCAAACACCGAGUGUACUCUGAUAACGUGCGCUGGCUCAUCCAGGUGCCCCGUCUGUUUGAUGUGUACCACACAAAGAAGCAGCUGGCUAAUUUCCAGGAGAUGUUGGAGAACGUCUUCACUCCUCUGUUUGAAGCCACGAUAAACCCGCGCAGUCAUCCCGAGCUGCAUCUCUUCCUAGAACACGUGGUGGGCUUCGACAGUGUGGACGAUGAGUCCAAACCUGAGCAACACAUUUUUAACCUCGACAGUCCACUGCCGGCCAACUGGACGGAAGAGGACAACCCACCCUACUCCUACUACCUCUACUAUACCUACGCCAACAUGGCUGUGCUCAACCACCUGCGGAGACGGCGAGGCCUCCACACAUUUGUCCUGCGACCUCACUGUGGGGAGGCGGGGCCAAUCCACCACCUGGUGUCAGGAUUCAUGCUGUCGGAGAACAUCUCCCAUGGGCUGCUGCUCAGAAAGGCCCCGGUGUUGCAGUAUCUCUACUACCUGGCUCAGAUUGGCAUCGCCAUGUCCCCGCUGAGUAACAACAGCCUGUUCCUCAGUUACCAUCGCAACCCACUGCCAGAGUACCUGUCCAGAGGCCUCAUGGUGUCUCUGUCCACUGACGAUCCCCUCCAGUUCCACUUCACCAAGGAGCCUCUGAUGGAGGAGUACAGCAUUGCUGCUCAGGUGUGGAAACUGAGUUCCUGUGACAUGUGCGAGCUGGCGAGAAACAGUGUCCUCAUGAGUGGGUUCUCACACAAGGCCAAGAGUUACUGGUUGGGCCCCAGUUACCCCAAGGUGGGUCCCGAGAGCAACGACAUCCGUCGCACCAACGUCCCUGACAUCCGCGUGGCAUACCGCAGCGAGACGCUGUCUGAGGAGCUCCAUCUCAUCACUCAUGCCGUACGCACAGAGGAGCUGGACACGAUCGACGAGGAGGACUCUCUGACAAUGGGCCCUCUGCCGGGACAGCGCUGAAAUCAUCCUGUGGCCCCUCAAACCUGCGGUCUGCCCAGCGUGCCGCUCGAGGGACAGUGUGAGAGUAAUUUUCACAUAAACACCACCAGCCAUCACUUUAGCAGUAUGCCGCACACAGACAGCUACGCAGAUAUCAGAUAUCACACCGAGGAUACAGCGCUUCUUCAGCUUCUUGCGCGCGAGUGACUUUUUAAGUUGCACGAAUGAAUUGUAAAUCCAGAUCAUUGUUAAGAUGUUUUGAUUUUAUUUGACGUCAGAAACCAGGUUUUUUUCUUUCUGUAAAUGAACAGCAGGGAAACACUAGAGGCCAGUGUUUACCUCACCACCCUCACUUUAGGACAAUGCUAUGCUUACUUUAUUUUGUCCAUGCGUUUGACCACAAACAAAUCAGUGUAAGAGAAACACAAAUAUAAAAAUAUGUUUUUGGUCCAUUACAAAACAACGGUCUGACAAAUUGGACAGCGGCAGUAACUAAUGGGAAACACUGAGUCAGUGAUGUGUUUUUCAUCAAAGUUAUUACAUAUUGCGUAGUAUCUGUAGUUUUUACAGAAACACUGACGAGCAACAUUUACACUUUCCUAACAGUAAACCUGUUCUGUAUGUUGUUGCUUAUCUUCCUCUUUACAGCCAUGCUGCUUAAAUAACCUUCGUGUAUCUCUCAUAUCCUUUACACAAAUUAAUAAUGAAGGAACAGAAAUUGUGUGAGAUUGUACAGUACACACCAAACCUUGACAGGUGACGUAAAAAGCUUGAUUCAAUCGGAGGGAAUGCUGCAGAUGCAUGGUGCCUGGUGUGGUUUCAGAUCAUUUAUUUGCACGGCAAACAUUCCAAGAAGCAAAUUGUAUUGAACAGCAGAAGAAAUGAUUUCCAGUAAAAUGCAGGAGAUCAUUUUAUUUUUAUAUUUCUGUGAGAGAUAUAAAGGGGAAAUGUGAUUUGGUAAGGGUUGGACGAGGUCCGCAUCGCGUCCUCACCUUUGCGGCCCUGUAGACAUGCGACCUCUCUUCCUCCGAGGACCCCGAUCACACUCAUUCCUUUUUCCCAGUGAAUGAAGUAGAAAGUCGUGGAGUUUUUCCCUUUGCAUGCAGUGCACUGUGCGUAUGCACCACGACUUCACAGUGCCUUUUCAUUUUUACUUUUGGGCACGGCAUGCCCAUAUUUCUCCAAACUGUUUACAAUGUAUAAAGGUUCGCUCUGCAUCACGCCGCACCUAUCGCAUAUUUCUUCCUCAGCCAUGUACAGGAGGCCUCUAUGCUGUUGUGAUAUCCACGCUGGUGGGAUUGAAACCACCCAGCUGCAUGCUUGGUGUAAAACUAGCUUUUACCUUGGCUUUCGUUUGAGGAGAAAAUGUAUAUGUUUGUAAGCUGAAAGUGCUUAUUUGCAUGCCUGCAUGAAUAAUGACCACAAGGCAUUUUGUGGAGGCAAGAACAUUAGUAGAUUGAAAUCUUUUUCUACUCAAAUCUAGAAAUUUCAAGUUCUCAACAUUUCGACUAAUGGAAAAGGGAUAUAUUCCUCUUCUUGUUUUUCUUCUGUUGCCUGGUCCAAAAACUCAAGCUUCCGAGUCAGAAAUCUGUUUGUUGAGAAUAUUACACAGUAAAACAGAUUCGAAACUCAACACUGUUCACGUGUAGACAUGAGCGGACCAUGCUGGGACAUGGUGGAGACUGUCGCAUGGUUCUUGUAGCAUUUGUUUUAAGAUCGCCUCAAAGCUGGGAUCACACGUCUCUUUGUGCCGCAACCUCAUCGUGUUAUCACACCACUCUACCUGUCACAGGAUACGUUCAACCUCACAUCAGACUACGAACAUUCUCCUUUAAUCCUACCAUCGGGUUAAUAUAUGCGAUGCCAAGACUAGAAGAUGAUGAAUCAGAAAGCGUCAGCCUUUAUCCGAAUAAACCGCUGUGAUGUUUUAGGACAUAUACGUGUUUGCUCUAUAGAUGAUUAGUGUGAAAGAUAAAUAUCCAUCCUGGUGACAGUAGAUUUCCCGUGUCGUCGACGUGAUGCACGGGACACAAUGGAUUACGAGUGAUUGUUGGACUUCAUGUAUAAAGUGUAUUUUUUUAAAGGCAAUAUAGAGAUAAGAAAGUUUAUAUUCACAAUAUAUAGAUGUCAAGGUUUGACACUUAGUUUUGUUGCUGGGUGAUAAUUGUGGAUAAGUGCUGUGUCUUGGAAAUGUUUUUUUGUUUUUCAGUGCCGUUUAUCGUUCUUAGCCUUUCUUAAUUUGUCAUUUUACAAAAUAGUUUUUUUGUCAGUUCUGCCUUGUUUAAUAUUACAGUAACUGUUUUGCCUCAUGUUUUAUUUUUUAUCCAUGGAUGUUUCUCACACCUGCAACAUUCUUGAUAGAAAGGUACUCGACUGAUACCUCUUAAAAAAAUGUCUCUACACGAAACUUACCCAUUUUCUAUAUCGGCAGAGUUGACUUUUCAGGUUGUGUUUGCUGCAAAGACUCAUGUGAAAUCUUAAGGUCCUUUUCACUUCGACUGAUCUCCUGAGGAUCUGUAUCUGCACAUUAUCUACUCUGACUUGUCCUGAUACCAUUGGUCCACAGGUGAAAGCACAAAGUGUAUUUACGUGUAUUUCUGUUCAAUUGCUGCAGCUUCAUUUCAUUAGCGUCCCUUCACUUGUUCCAAUGAUGAACAACCGUCACAUUAAUGUAAAGUACUUAUGGGAAUAUGUUUUUGAUGACAGUGCACUUGGGAUCUGGAAUGACCCUUGACCUUUUCCAUCCAUUCAGCUUCACAACAUGUUUACUAUACUGAUGUCCACUUUGUCUUCUACAGUCACCACGUCUGUGCACUCGCAGCAUAGUGCAGCCUACCUCACAAAUACUAAUCUCUUAUUGUUGUCUUCAUAAUUGCAGUUCUGUGUUGUCCCCAGCAGCAGCAGGGCAGCCGCCAGUCAUUAUUGUCAUUGUUAUCGAUUACUAAUGAUUAUUUUCUCAAUCAAUUGUUUGGUUUGUAAAAAGAGAAAAGGGUGAAAUGCCCCUUAUAACUCCCCAUAGUGCAAGUUAAUGUAAUCAGUCCCAAAAAUAUCUGUUUUAUCUUGAUGUAAAACCAUGGAAAAGCCACAAAUUUUGACGUUUCAGAAGCUUGUACCUGCACAUUUUUUUAGAAGAUCAAGCGACCGUCACAGUUGUCGCUGAUUAUUUUCCUGUUCAUCAACUAGCCAGUUAAUCCCAGUGAAUAAUUGCACAUGAGAAUAUAUUCCCAAGACAAAAGAACAGUAGAAACCAUUAAAAGAUUCUGAGCAGUAACACAGUGAUUGUUCGAAUGCCAACACAAAAAACACACCAAUUAUUAAAAUAUAUUAUUCACAGAUUAAUAGUUUUAAUAAUCUUAUAUGAACAUUUUCUGCUGUGUAGACGUUCGGCUUGUUUUAUUUCUGUGUACCAUACUUCACAGUGUUCACUCUCAAGUUAUGCUUGUGUUCAUUUGAUAUUCUCAUGAAAUGUAUUUGUUUUUACACUUACAACUUCUUGUUACUUGUUGACACAGGUUUUUAUUUUCUGAUCUAGCCUAAUAUUGUUUCCAUUGAUCUGCAGCCACUUUGUUUUUUGUCCCAAAUGGAUGAUCUGUGUUUCACACAUUCAAAUGCUAGUGAUAAGGUUCAUGUGUAAUGUCUGAACAAUAAAAUAAAGCAUGUUUAUUCACCGAG
Molecule: messenger RNA, 6523 nt
Organism: Scophthalmus maximus (turbot)
Lineage: Eukaryota; Metazoa; Chordata; Actinopteri; Pleuronectiformes; Scophthalmidae
Product: AMP deaminase 2-like
Exons: 18
Coding region: 95-2872 (925 amino acids)
Biological process (GO): IMP salvage; AMP metabolic process
Cellular component (GO): cytosol
Molecular function (GO): AMP deaminase activity
Source: RefSeq, a predicted model, not a curated record